Molecule: messenger RNA, 2427 nt
Organism: Podarcis muralis (Common wall lizard)
Lineage: Eukaryota; Metazoa; Chordata; Lepidosauria; Squamata; Lacertidae
Source: RefSeq, a predicted model, not a curated record
GUGUCGUUGUUUCAACGCACCCCCCCCUUUCCCUCCGCCAGAAAAAAAGUAAGCGUUAAACUUCCGUUCAGUCUAUGUGGACUGAUGAAAUGUAGGAAAUCUGUUUCUGGCGAGGGAAAAAAAAAGGUUUCCCAAAGAGAGCACCAAGUAGAGAGAGAGAUCAGAAGUAUGAAGAGUGGCAGUAGUGCUGCUGCUGCCGGGCUGCUCAGGCGAGGAAAGCAGGACGGACUGCAAAGGAAGAGCUUUGGGGCAUCGCGCACAGAAAUUCCAGAAAUGAAUGUUUGCGUAUGGGAGAAGAGUUUAUGAAGGCAACAAAGGUAGCACCAGUGGUUAAAAGAUGUGCACCUCCCUCAGCCCAAAGGCCCGAGGCCCUGGCCUCUCCGAUAUGCACCAGUAUAGCCAGUGGCUGGCUAGCAGACAUGAGGCUAACUUGUUGCCGAUGAAGGAGGAUUUGGCCCUGUGGCUGACAAACCUGCUGGGAAAGGAAAUAACAGCUGAGACCUUCAUGGAGAAAUUGGAUAAUGGGGCUUUGCUCUGUCGGCUAGCGGAGACUUUACAAGAGAAAUUUAAAGAAAACUGCAUUGAGGUCAACAAGAUUGGAAAGAUAAUGCCGGUGAGGAGAAUCCCAUGCAAAGCCAAUGCACCACCUGGAUCCUUUUUUGCACGGGACAAUACAGCAAAUUUCUUAUCCUGGUGCAGAGAUGUGGGAGUAGACGAUACUUGUCUAUUUGAAUCUGAAGGUCUGGUCCUCCACAAGCAGCCCAGAGAAGUGUGCCUUUGUUUGCUCGAACUUGGAAGGAUUGCUGCAAGGUUUGGCGUGGAGCCUCCUGGAUUAAUAAAACUGGAGAAAGAGAUUGAGCAAGAAGAAACACUUUCAACCCCUCUUCCGUCCCCCUCCCCCUCCCCCUCAAAGUCGCCUGGCAAAAAGAGCACAGGGAAACUUCUGGAUGAUGCGGUCAAACAUAUUUCUGAAGAUCCUCCUUGUAAAUGCCCUAGUAAAUUUUGUGUGGAGCGUCUUUCACAAGGAAGAUACAGAGUUGGAGAAAAGAUCCUUUUCAUCAGGAUGCUGCACAACAAGCAUGUGAUGGUUCGCGUAGGAGGCGGCUGGGAGACGUUUGCUGGGUAUUUGCUGAAACACGACCCGUGCCGAAUGCUGCAGAUUUCCCGAGUGGAUGGGAAAACAUCUCCAAUCCAGAACAAGUCUCCGACCAUCAAGGAUAUGAACCCAGACAGCUACUUGGUUGUUUCUGCCCAUUACAAAACCAAAAAGGAGAUUAAGUGAAAUGUUCAUUCGGGACUCUGUAUAUGUAGGCCCAUGCUAUCUUCUCAAGUGUAGUUACAUUAGUUGGUGCUUUAAAAGGACUCCUGAAAAUUACAUGCAGACUGGAAAUGGCAGCCCAUUUUGUGGGUUGUUGAACUGUAGAACUAUUUAUUUCUAGUGCUGUUCCUUUUUAUAGCAAGUUACCCUCGAUAGGUUAAUUACUACAAUCUGAUUUUUAAAAAACAGACAUAUAUUUUUAGCCAAAUUAUUACUCUAUGAAUGUAUUCUUAGAAUGACUUAUGAGUCACAUUAAAGUAACAAAAUGUGAUAUAUUUGUACGGAAAACAUCUAUGAUUCUCAAUCAUUUGCCCUAAUUCAGAGCUCUGUGGUUAGCCUCAUUAUUGGCAUCCCAAAAGCUCCAGGUUCACCUCCAGUUAAAAAAAAGAAAAAAGCUGGGUAGCAGAUGAGAAAGACCUCUGUCUGAGACCUUGGAGAUAUAUUGCCAGUCGGAGUAGACACUGCUGGGCCAGAUAGAUAUAAGGCAGCUUUCCCUGUUCUGACACACACUGUGAACUCCUCUGUUUACAGGCUGCCUCAUUCAUAGAUGAGACCUGAUUUUUUUUUAAUGCAUUCUUCUGUGCACUUCAUCAACCCCCACCCCCCUGCAAUGAAUGGGAUACUCUUACAGGCAAGAGAAUGCCAUACUUGCAUCACAUAGCUCUAGGCCUAUCAGCAGCUGCUGUGCCAGUAUGUUUACUGCAUAAGAAGGUAGAUAACUGGUGGGAAAUGCCUGUAUAUUGUCUUAAUAUACGGCCUUUCCCAACUGGCGAAAGAAACAAGCAGCAAGCAUGUAUAGGUUUGAAAACAGAAGAGCAGCCUCCAUAGAAUGCAUGCAUGUGUGCUAUUGAAAGCUACCUUAAGAGUAUUUAUCCUCCUCCCCUGCUAUAAUCUGUUUUAAGAUGUUUCAAUAUGGUUCAUGUAUGCUUUUGGUUCCUAAGCUGCAUAUAACACCAGGUAUUGACGAGAUGGCAAUGCGCUGUUGGACCACAAGUCAAAUGCCACCUGGGAUUCCCCAUUCCCCUCACCCUGUACUCUCUAAACCAGUGAUGCUGUUGCAAAGCAAGCUCUCUCAAGUGACUGCAUCAGAGGUAUGCAUUAGGUGGAUC